AUGAUCAGGGGGGCUUGGAUGUAUCCAAGAGAAGAUGACGCUGUGUUAAAAAUUUGUUGUGCACCAAGACAAAACGACAAACCCUGCGCUGAUUCCGAGAGGGCACAGAAAUGGCGAAUGUCUCUGGCAUCCCUUCUAUUUUUCACUGUCCUCCUCUCUGAUCAUCUGUGGCUCUGUGCUGGAGCCAAGCUCAGAUCCAAGGAUAGGAGCUUAGCCAUGCAGACGCCUUGGGGGGACGCAAGCCAGCGCGCCUUCCAGCCACAUUUCCUACUGACAGGGGAUCAACAGUCACAGGAGGGGAGGUGUGAGAUUUUUUUAAGCAAUUUGACCAAAUUUGCUGCUCCGAUCCCAUAUUGCACUGGUGCCCGGGGUCAUUUCGAUCUGGACUCAGCUUGCACCAAAUUGUAUUCCUUGCAGCGACUCUUGGGCUCUUUCCCUUCUGUACCCUUAAGGCCACCCCCCUCCUCCUCCUCCUCCUCUUCAUCAGCCUCUUUUUUUUCCUCUUCCUCCUCCAAAAUAAACUUCUUAAAGGCUUAUUUUAGGAACUUCAACCUCUCUUUUUGUGAUACUUACACGAUCUGGGACCUGCUGCUGGGCAUGGCCGGCCCAGACAGCUUGGAUUGCAGUUUGGACAACCUGAUGGUGGAUUUCGUGGCUGCUGCAGCCGGUGCUCUGGACGGAGAGGCGUGUAGCAGCUGCGUCCAGGCUUAUCAGAGGCUGGACCAACACGCUCAGGAAAAAUAUGAGGAGUUUGACCUCUUGCUGGAGAAAUACUUGCAAUCAGAAGAGUAUUCAGUUAGAUCCUGCAUAAGAGACUGCAAGGGUGUCUACAAGGCCUGGCUGUGCUCCGAGUAUUUCAAUGUGACACAACAACAGUGCCAACACCGGAUUCCAUGCAAGCAAUACUGCCUGGAGGUGCAGACCAGGUGCCCCUUUGUGUUACCUGACAAUGACGAGCUGAUCUAUGGAGGAUUGCCUGGUUUCAUCUGUACGGGGUUGCUAGAGAACCAAUUAUCCAAUGAGGAAGCAAAGUGCUGCGAUGUGCAAUGGGACUCUUGUGACCACCCACCAGACAGCAACUACAAUGCGUCCCCCAAAUCCACAGAGUCGGAGUCAUUCCAUUACCACCAUCAUGACCCCCACCUUCAUCACCACCAGCAGCAUCACUAUCACCUCUACCACCACCACCAGUACCACCAACCCCACCCACCAUCUUUGCUGCCUGUCUCCGCAGGGUCUCGCCUCAGCAACAGCAAAAUCAGACUGUGCGUCCUGGUCCUUAUGCUUCUCCACACCAUGGUGUCCUUCUCAAGCGUGCACAGCAGUGAGGGGACUGCCAGCAGGGGGCUGAGCUUGGAGGCCCUGCCUGCCAUGGAUGAGAGCAUAACAAGAGAUGAGUGA
Messenger RNA from Terrapene triunguis (Three-toed box turtle), 1401 nucleotides. It is a transcript of the gene NALF2, whose product is annotated as family with sequence similarity 155 member B. Bases 1 to 1401 code for a protein of 466 amino acids. NCBI's taxonomy places the organism in Eukaryota, Metazoa, Chordata, Testudines, Emydidae. The record is from RefSeq and is a predicted model, not a curated record. Gene Ontology annotation, molecular function: stretch-activated, monoatomic cation-selective, calcium channel activity. Gene Ontology annotation, biological process: calcium ion import across plasma membrane. Gene Ontology annotation, cellular component: plasma membrane. The transcript has 3 exons.